This is a messenger RNA of Mucor mucedo, 516 nucleotides long. RefSeq lists its product as uncharacterized. The coding region runs from base 1 to 516 and encodes 171 amino acids. The transcript has 4 exons. The record is from RefSeq and is a predicted model, not a curated record. Lineage: Eukaryota; Fungi; Mucoromycota; Mucoromycetes; Mucorales; Mucoraceae.
AUGAAUUUGAACAGUAUCUUGAAAACAGGUCCAGUACGACAGGCAUCAUCCAAAGGCACUAAGUCAACUUCCGAACCAACCAUCGUACUGCUCAUCCCUUGCAUAGAGCAUUGCGGCUAUCUGCCUAUGUUAGAACACAAUAAACAUUUUGGUCUCGAAGCAGUUUAUGUUAUGUGUAACUGGUCAUCUUCUAUUACAAGAUUUUAUGAGCGGUCCGAGGCCUUGGAUUCCGUCGGUUGCUUCAAAAAGCUGGAAAAAGCUUGUGAACGUAAAAGUCUUGAAACGUUUCGGAUGGCCGAUAACAUGCGCCCUCAUAGACGAAGAACAAAUCCUCGUGGAAUCAGCCAUGGCCUCUUAAGAUGUACAAAUCAAAAUUGUAGAGCUAUGACUGAUAACACAAAUAUAAUUGUUCCUCGUCUGUGGAAUCUUGAUAAGGAGCCUUGCUUGAACAUAGUUGAUAUUUUUCGAUCACUUCCAACUGAAAAUGGCAUUCCCCCAAGAUUUCGACGUGUAUAG